Molecule: messenger RNA, 1299 nt
Organism: Polypterus senegalus (gray bichir)
Lineage: Eukaryota; Metazoa; Chordata; Cladistia; Polypteriformes; Polypteridae
Gene: dnajc24
Product: DnaJ (Hsp40) homolog, subfamily C, member 24
Exons: 6
Coding region: 114-656 (180 amino acids)
Biological process (GO): positive regulation of ATP-dependent activity
Molecular function (GO): ferrous iron binding; ATPase activator activity
Source: RefSeq, a predicted model, not a curated record
AUUAAAAUGAUACACAGUGAAACCCUGUUUUUCGAUGCUGCUGAGAGGCAGCAGAAGCUCACUUACAAAACGAGAUGUGAAAGACAAUUUGAAGGCAAAGUGUAUUGGGCAGGAUGACACCUGAAAAUAUUUUUAGCAAGGACUGGUAUAAAAUUUUGGAUGCCAGUCCUUCUAGCAAUUUGCAAGAGUUAAAACAACAAUACCAAAAAAUGAUACUACUGACCUGUAUACAUCUCGUGUCACUAACUAUGUCAAAAGGAUCACCGCAGACUCAUCUCACCCUGCUCAUCACUUAUUCCAUAAACUCUCCUCUGUAUCACCCAGAUAAACAGAGCCCAGAUGUACCAUCAGGGGAAGCAGAGCAGCGUGUGCAGAGAUUCAUUGAAGUCGACCAGGCAUGGAAAAUUCUAGGGAAUGAAGAAACAAAGAAGGCAUACGAUUUACAGCGACAUGCUGCUGAAUUGAAACAGAGUUGGCCAGUUGACGCAUGUAUUUCAGUUGAAGAUAUGACAUGGGAUAACGAUUUACAGUCCUAUGUGUUUGAAUGUCGGUGUGGAGGAGAAUAUCAUCUUUACAACGAUGAAAUUGAAGAAAAUGAUACAGUAAUUUGCUGCAACACAUGUUCCCUUAGUAUAGAAGUUCAACAAAAUACUUGAUAUUUCUAUUAUGAUCCCUAUCAGCAACUUUUAAUUUGUAUUUUUAUUGAUACUUUUUAAAUACUUAAAAUAUAAAAUUUUAAUUCAUAUAAUGUGUAUUUACUUUGUACAGUGUUUUUUUUUUUUUGGUUGCUGUUUUUAAAGAGACUUUAUAAAUCUAUUCAUUUUCAUACCUACUUAGUCAAAAAAAAGCUAACGUAAUACUGAAGCCUCUCAGAGUGUUAUUGAUCACCAAGCAACAAUGGAGCCUUCAUGGAAUGCCAGUUCAGUCUACCCACCACAUAUUUUUGGGAUGCAAGUGGAGUGCUUGAACAAAUCCCUCAAUGGCACAAUUAAAAUAUGCAAAUCAAACAUAGACAGUAGGCAGGGCAGGAAUCAAAACUGAGCCUCUGAUGCACUAGGACAUCGGCUUUAAACAUUUAACCACUGUGCCACCCUAUGACUACUGUUAAUAAGAGGCUUUUAAAAUGUAAAAGGAACAUUAUUGCAUUAUUACAUGCAACACUGAGGUAAAUAUUACUUGAGAAAAUUACUAUAUAUAUAUAUAUAUGAGAAUUUGGAUUUGGCUCUGUAAUUUUUGAACAGGAAUGUACUAUAUCAAUAUACUGUAUAGUAUACUGAAGAAUAAAGUUCCAAAGUUGAA